This is a messenger RNA of Cricetulus griseus (Chinese hamster), 567 nucleotides long. Lineage: Eukaryota; Metazoa; Chordata; Mammalia; Rodentia; Cricetidae. The record is from RefSeq and is a predicted model, not a curated record.
UCAGUUGGGUUUGUCCACAGGCCGACUCUUGUCAUGGUGUCUGAAAGCACAUGGAUGCUCUGUCCCUCCGCAGGGAGGUUGGGAGCUUGCUAUCUCAGAGUUCCAAGUGACUUCUGUGGGGUCUGCUGUGUUGGUCUCUCGCCUUCCUCCCUCCUUCUACCUCAGCAGCAGGACCUGUCCCCUUGCCUGCAGGCCCCAGUGAAUGCUCUCUUCUUGUUGUCUGCACAGGCGGGUGAUGAGUUUGUGGCGAAGACCCUGAGCUGCCUCUCUACCAGCACUGACGCAGCAUCCGUGGUGCAUAGCACAGACUUGGUGGUGGAGGCCAUCGUGGAGAAUCUCAAGGUGAAGAAUGAGCUUUUCCAGCGGCUGGACAAGUUUGCUGCAGAACAUACAGUCUUUGCCAGCAACACCUCUUCUCUGCAGAUCACAAGCAUAGCCAAUUCCACCACCCGACAAGACCGAUUUGCCGGCCUCCACUUUUUCAACCCAGUCCCCAUGAUGAAGCUUGUGGAGGUCAGUAGGCGCCUGGACCUCUGUGCUUUUGCUCUCUAGCUUUUGCAGUCCUAC